AUGGGAUGCGGACAGAGCAAGAUCCAUCUCUACCCGAGGAAAAACAAAAGUAAAUCGAACGGAAAGAAGAGCGGCCAUAUAGAGGACGCCGAAGCGGACGAAGAGGACGGACAGAAUGGCCGGAGUGACGACCGGGGCGACCGGGGCGACCUCAACGGCGAAAAGGAGAAGCUGGACGAGGAACAUUCGCUACGGGACGACGGUUCGCCGGAACCCCCGAAUGGGGAAAUCGUGUCAAUACUUCGCAAAAAUGGAUCCCUGCUCCAGAGCCAGGAAAUAUCCUCCAGCCAACAGAACUUCUUCCGAAUGCUGGAUCAGAAGAUCGAAGAGGGCCCAGAUUAUGACUCGAGCAGUGAGACGGAGCAAGCGCUGGAAGAGGCCCGCCUGAAUGCGCUGGUGCAGCACUGGGAGUCGGCCAGCUUGACCACGUCGAUGUGUUCUUCCACCAGUCGGUCCCUGCAGGGUACGCCGGUCCGACAGGUACCGCUCAGACAGCCUCCACUGAGGCCGCCGUUCCAGCAACCGCUCAGUGCCGAGCUGUUGUCCCAGCAGCAACUGCUGCUCAAGCAACAGCACCACCAUCUACACCAGCAGCAGCAGCACCAACAGCAGCAGCAUCUGCAGCAGCAGCAGCAGCUGAUCCAGCAUCAGCAGCAGCAGCUGCACAACCUCCAGCAGCAGCAGCAGCAGCAACACAGCCUGCAAACGGCACAAGGUUCACAGCAGUCACCGCAGCAGCAGCCCAUACUGCACCCGAACCUCAGCAUCGGCAUGAACAGCCCGAAGCGGAUAAUUGCCACGGGUAAUGCGGUCAGCGUUGGCGGAAUGCCGCUAGGGGGCGAUGGACCCACCCAGCGCCAGCUGCUGUCGCAAUCGAUCAUCCAUCAGAACUAUGGUGUGAUACAGCCGUCCCAGACGACGCCUCAGCUGCGUCCGAGCUCAGGUCGCACACUACCCUCGCCGGUUCAGUGUUUGCAAAUGUCCUACUACCAGCAGCAGCAGCAGCAGCAACAACAGCAACAAAGCCAACAACAGCAGCAAGCCCAAUCCCUUAGCCAACAAUUCCAACAGCAGCAAACGUUACCUCCACAUUCUGCGACGUCCUACUACAAUGACAUUCUGCGACAUCCGAUGCAGCUUCCACCAGUGACGCAGCUUCAGCUGCAACAGCAGCAACAGCAACAGAUGCAAUCCCAGGUCCAACCACCGCAGCCAAUGCCGGCGGGAAUCUCGAACGUUUCGUCCUCCGUGGCGGCCUCACUCGCGUCCGCUUCGGUGGCGGUCGCCUCCGCCAGCGGUACGAGCGGUGGGACGAGCGGUGCCGUCGGUGGCCCACUGUCCAUGUCCUCCACCGAGCCCCGCUUCCCACCCGCCAUCGCCGUGCAGCGCCUAGCGCCCCAGGUCCAGCGGCAGCUACGCGAAACCCAGGAGCUGAUAAAGGAUUCCUGCGUGCAGCUGUACGGUUCGGCGUACGGCACCGGGCCUGGCCCACCGACGACGGUACUGCCAACCGCGGCCGGUUCGGUUCUGGCACGAGCCACUGCCCGCCGGCCAACGCUCGAGACACAGUAUUCGCAGGAACUUUCGUGA
Anopheles marshallii is the source of this 1590-nucleotide messenger RNA. RefSeq names its product putative cyclin-dependent serine/threonine-protein kinase DDB_G0272797/DDB_G0274007. The transcript is spliced from 6 exons. The record is from RefSeq and is a predicted model, not a curated record. Bases 1 to 1590 code for a protein of 529 amino acids. Lineage: Eukaryota; Metazoa; Arthropoda; Insecta; Diptera; Culicidae.